Messenger RNA from Ichthyophthirius multifiliis, 620 nucleotides. Its product is annotated as ras small monomeric gtpase, putative. Gene Ontology annotation, molecular function: GTPase activity; GTP binding. The record is from RefSeq and is a predicted model, not a curated record. Lineage: Eukaryota; Ciliophora; Oligohymenophorea; Hymenostomatida. The transcript has 3 exons.
AUGACCGAAUAAAGUAUUACAAGAUAAGUUAAAAAAUAUAAAUUAGUAUUUAUUGGUGAUUAAUCAGUUGGUAAAACUUCAAUUAUUAAUCGUUUUAUUUAUGAUAAUUUCGUUGGAACUUAGCAACCAACAGUAGGAAUUGAUUUUGUAGCUAAAACUUUGCAUUUAGAUAACAAAACAAUAAGAUUAUAAUUAUGGGAUACUGCAGGUUAAGAAAGAUUUAGAAGUCUUAUUCCUUCAUAUAUUAGGGAUUCCGAUGCAGCUAUUUUAACCUAUGAUGUUACUAAAGCAUAAUCUUUUCAGAAUCUAAGUAAAUGGAUUGAAUAUGUAAAAGAAGAAAGAGGUAAUGAAGUUUUAACUAUUCUUUUAGGAAAUAAAAUUGAUUUAUAAGAAAAUAGGUAAAAAUAUUAAUUAAAAAUUAAUAAAUAAAAAAUAAUAAAAUAAGAUAAGUUUCUAGAGAAGAGGGAGAAAAGUUCUCUUAAUAAUUAGGUUUAAUAUUUUAAGAGGUUUCAGCAAAAAGUGGUGAUAAUAUUUCUAUUGUAUUUAAACAAAUUUCUUAAUAGCUUUUGAAUAAUGAAAAAAAUGAUUAAAGCCCUUUAGAAAUCUCCUAAUAAUAAUAA